Filobasidium floriforme is the source of this 3144-nucleotide messenger RNA. RefSeq lists its product as uncharacterized. The record is from RefSeq and is a predicted model, not a curated record. NCBI's taxonomy places the organism in Eukaryota, Fungi, Basidiomycota, Tremellomycetes, Filobasidiales, Filobasidiaceae. The transcript is spliced from 4 exons. Bases 213 to 3044 code for a protein of 943 amino acids.
GCAUCCGUGUUUGCAUAAUUCGGACGAGCACCGGCGAUCGAGUCGAUGUUUGCAUGUUUCCGAUGGUGAUCAGCUCGCCCUUGCACCUUUGGCGCCGAGAUGAAUGGUGAAACCCCCUAGUAGUAUACCGCUUUCUUACAUUGGACUCCUGCAGAAUAUAGCUCGUGUUGCAUCAUUUGACCCUCAAUAAUCCCACCGGCAGGUCAUCAAUCAUGGGACGUCACGGCCUCAAUCUUUCGUAUAGGACGGUACCCCUCUCCGAGAUCACUGCCGAUGAUCUCGCCAUGGACGUCCGGGGGCACGGUCUGUGUAGCUUUCUACCCAUAACUGAUGACCUCGAGCUUUUGCGGCUCAGGCAUCCGGACAAGCUGGGCAGGGAUGGGCCGCUGCAGAAAACUUUCGAUCAAGCCUCAACGGAGGACACGAAUAAAGUUCAGGAGGCCGGCUCGACUUCUAGACGCCAGCUCAGGCUUACCGAUAUGAGAGGGAGUGCAUUCUGGCCUCAGGGAGAGUGGGAUUCAGUCGAUCAUAUCACUAGCUUGGACAAGGAUCGGUUUGAUCCACGAUACAUCCAAAUCGAAGCUGGAGAACAUCUAGGCUAUUUCGAGGGGAUUGUUGAAGAGAUGAAAAGGGAGGGAAGCGGGCUCUACUCCGCAGUUCGACCGUUCCUUGACCCGCUUGGAUCUGGAGUGAAGUCUCCUCUUGUUCCGGAAACCGUGUCACCGCUUCAACCUAAACCACAGCUACCGUUCCGACGUGACGCGGAGUCAACGUUCGCAGCCAAAGCGGACCUCCAAUCCAAGGCGAAAAUACUGUUCGACGCCGUACACGAGAAGUUAUGGUCCGACCACCCCUCAAAAGGAGAGGCUGAUGACGAGACUUUCCGGCCCGUGUUUCUUUCGCUUAACAACAAAUAUAUCAAGUACGACUCGGAGGACCAAGAGGAAGAGCCAUAUGAGAGCCCCCACGUCGAUCCUUCCGGAAGGAUGAUCCUUACGGGUGAAAUUGCGAUGGCAGAAAGCAGACCAGAUUGGCUCCUCGACUCGCUCGACCCCGUCCCACUUGACACGACCGAUAUUCUGUGGAAGCAGUCAGCUGGACACGGGACCACUAAGCUUCAGCCGACCGUGGAUUGUACGACCGGACUCAUCCGGCAGGUCCGGCAAUACCAGAUCUGCGAGAUCGGAAAUCAUGCAAUGAUGGGUGAGCUUCUGAGCUUUACGUUAUGCGGGACUAUCCUUCGGAUUGUCUUCAUCAACACUGAACGUUUCGGUACGUCGAGAGGGUACGACCUUUCAGACCCAGAAGACUGGAUCGAUGUGGUGAAGAUUAUCGCCCUGUUCUGCGGCCCCAUCUCGAACUACUUCCCUUUCUGGACUCCGCAUGAGCUAGAGCAGAUCACAAUGGAGACUCUCGAAGGCGACACGUUAUUAGUCAAACUCGAAGACAUCGAGAUUCUGGACAGACGGUUCGAUCCAUACGGGAGACGGACCACAGUCUGGUCUGGAAAAGUUAAGAAUAUCAAGCAGCUAGACAGAAAUGGGAAAGAAAAAGAGGUCGAUCCCCGCUACGUGCCCACCGAAGACGAGGUAUUCGUCAUCAAAGCGUCUUGGCUUCUCAGCUACCUAGCUGAGCACGAGAAAAACGUCUAUAGACACAUCGAAGAGCAGGACAAGAAGGAGGGACGCGACCGAGAUCCUGAGGUGUCGAUUCCAGUGUAUAUCGGCACUGUCACAACUUCGGAGAAGGCGGCCGAGACGCUAGGCAAUCCCGACCUGGCGAACUGGAAGACGAGGGAUUUCCCGGUCAACCCUACUCAACCUGAGAGCUCUAAAGAGCACGCCUGCCUUAGCAUCUUCGCAACGAAGUGUUUCAAAGCCAUGACGAUUCUCGGCGCGACCAUCUCCAUGGUCAAGCUCAUCACCGUCUACCGCAAACUCUUCAAAACCUUGAAGUAUCUGGCCCAGAGAGGCGUACAUUACCGCGAUUUGAACCUUGGAAAUAUCUUGCGAGAUAUCCUUACACAAGAGAGGUGUUUGUUGACGGACUUUGAUUUCGCCCGCAUUGGGAUGCAGCGGCGGGGAGGUCCUCAAAAGGGGGAUCUUCAGCCUUGGGAGACGAGCAAGGACGACUGCAUCUCUGGCAAUCCGAUCUUUAUGUCAAGCUUCGUUCAAGAAGGUGUAAAAAACAAAGACACCCUUGAAAGGCAUGAAAAGUUCUUGUUGCAAGCUAAGCAAGGCUUGGACCAGGCGAAGCGGCAGGAGGAAGAAAAGUUGCUGGAUGCCACGUCAAGUCUUCUCGACCGCGAUGCUGCUGCCCUAAGACGCCGCAAGGCCGAGAAGUCGGUCUCAAAAUGGGAAUCGAACGUCGAGCAAGCGAAGGCCAGGUUGACGCCGAACGCUCAUAGAUACAUUGACGAUUGCGAAACGGCGGUGUAUACACUCUUGUGGCUAGUCGCCGAUCACCAACGCAAGAAUGCCGGAAUACCUGUGCCUAGUUCACUUGAAAGGCUUGAUGAUCUGGACAUCAAAAAGGAGGUAUGGCAGGAGUCUCUAGAGGCAAUCACCAAAUCUAUCGCUUACAGUGUCGAGUGGAGCGAUCUGAUGGAGAACCUGAACCGGACAAUCCGCGAAGCUCAAGGCAAUGUGAAAAGAGAGGGUUCUUCUGCGGUCGUGCAACCUGUCGAAGAAGCCUGCUUCGACGAGUGCGACCGGAUCAUGAGAGACGCUGUCGCCAGUAUGGAGCGCAACAACGCCUUACCAGACGUCGAACUCCCUGUGACCCAGCCCAAAGCGACUCAUGAACACCAGCGCAACUUGGGUCUCCAAGAGACUGAUUCCGAACGCCUGGAUCUCACGCAAAUGGAUCCCCAAGAGUCUGAUCGCGAAGGGUCGGAUUCUGGACAGUUGGGUCUCCAGAACUUGGAUCUUCAAGAGCCGGGUAACGAAGAAUCGGAGCCUUUGAAUCCGCCUCAUCCAGAGAUCAAACUCAGGCGCGGCAGCAGGGAACGAAACCCCCCAGAUUGGUUUCAUCAUCGUUCGUAGCUCUGCUAUCUGGUAGCUUCCAGUCUGUACUCGCUACGCAGUCCGUGUCCGCCCGUAGAUGUCAGAACAAGCAUAUCGAAAUGAUUAUACCCCACGAGAG